Molecule: messenger RNA, 840 nt
Organism: Ceratosolen solmsi marchali
Lineage: Eukaryota; Metazoa; Arthropoda; Insecta; Hymenoptera; Agaonidae
Product: lysM and putative peptidoglycan-binding domain-containing protein 4
Exons: 3
Coding region: 12-791 (259 amino acids)
Source: RefSeq, a predicted model, not a curated record
AUUUUGAAAAAAUGCGAAAAAAAUCAAUAAGUGGAGUAAAUGAAUCUCAAAAAACAAGACAAAUUGUGUACCAACGGGGCAAUCAGAAAGAAGGAUCACCUCAUUAUAUAUUUCUUUAUUCGGAAGAUGAUCAAAGUGAGGAUGAAGACCAUUUUCCAUUAAAACAGAGAAGUCGAAAAUUAGCGUUGCCUCGUAAAAUUCAAGUGAUAAAUGUGCAAAUACAAUCAGAAGAUACUUUGCAGGCUUUAGCUCUUAGAUAUCAAUGCACAAUAUCAGAUAUAAAAAGAAUUAAUAGUAUAUACAAGGACAACGAAAUACACGCUUACCAAUCUAUAAAAGUUCCGGUACAACCGUAUUCUUUAUUGACCGAAUCUAUCGAUAGGACCAGUGAGAUUAAUCAGAUUGUUGACUUGACUCCGCCAGUUAUUGUUAAAGCUGAUCAUACAAUAUCUAGAGAAAAUCAGAUGAUCAGCUUAUUAACAAUUCCUGUAUUACCUUCGUCAUCGGUAGAAAUUAAUAGUAUAAUUUUAAAUUCGACGAUAGAACCAUUGUUGCAGUAUAAUAAUGAGUCUUCUCAAUUUACACAAGAUACAGAAGCUGUGAAAUUAAUAAAUUCAAUAGAAAGUCACGAGGUCAAUUCUAGUAAUAAUUUUGUAAAUAUAUUUAAAUGUUCAGGAGCUGAUUGGGCAUUGUCAUGGUGUCAGCUACUUUGUUUUUCUCUCUUUCUUGGUUUUGCCGGGCCAAUUAUUUAUGUACUGUAUAUUACAGAAUUCAAAGAUCACAGCUCUUAAACAAGAAUUAGUAAAUAGAUUUAAUAAUUAUGUUGUAAUAUUUGACAUU